AGCCUUGCGAUAUCUGUAGUGCGUAUUGCAAAUCUGCUCGUUCGCUCGUUGGCCCAGGCUUUUGUUCUAGAAAUGACGUGCUCUUGUUGGUGAUGAAGAAAUUGCUCCGACCAACGGAACCAUGCGCGUCGAAUCCGAUAAAAAGGUCUCUGUGUAACUGUCACCAACCAGCUACCCUCCCCCGAGCCUCCACUUCCCCACGUUGACUGUUGUCAUCCCCGGAGCGCGAUGUCGAAGUACGACCAAGAUAUCGAAUAUGCGGCCCGUUCCGAUGAGUAUGUUCCGGACAACAAGCCAAUCCUUGAGCCGCAACUUAAUGUUGGUGGUCACGGUGCGACCCAGCGCCGGUUACAAAACUACCAUGUUACUAUGAUUGGAUUCUGUUCCGGUAUUGGAACAGGUCUAUUCAUCGGAACAGGCUCCGCAUACGCGAACGCUGGGCCAGCAGGCCUGUUGCUUGCGUACACAAUUGUUGGCAGUGUUCUAUGGUGCGUUAUGCAGAGCGUUGCUGAGCUCGCCACAGUGAUCCCCACCGCUGGCUCCUUCCCUCAUUUCGCAACUCGCUUUAUUGACCCGGCUGUUGGCUUCUCCCUGGCUAUUAGUUACGGAUACUGCUACACCAUAUCUAUUGCAGCAGAAGCCUCGGCAUCAGCCAUUCUUGUCGGAUACUGGACCGAUCUCACUCCUGCCGUGGUCAUCACUAUCUCUCUGGUUCUCAUCCUUGCGAUCAACUUGAUGAGUGUGCGCUGGUUUGGCGAGUCUGAGGUCAUAGCUGGAACGAUCAAGGUGGCCUGCUUCCUAGGACUCGUAAUAGUAUCCAUCGUUAUCACAUCUGGCGGUGCACCCAAUGGUCAGACUACUGGAUUCCGCUACUGGCACUCUCCUGGAGCCUGGGUCGACUACAAUGGUAUUACUGGAUCCACCGGUCACUUCUUGGGCUUUCUGGCCGCGUUUGUCAACGCGUCGUUCUCGUUCAUCGGUGUUGAGGUUGUGGUCAUCACAGCAGCCGAGAGUGUGAACCCGCACAAAGCAAUCCCCAAGUCUGCCACCAACGUCACAUACCGCAUCGCACUCUUCUAUGUCCUCGGUGCCUUGCUCAUCGGCUUGAUUGUCGACCCUACAAACCCCGAUCUAGUUUCUGGCACUGGAAACUCCAACUCCUCACCUUGGGUUAUCGCCAUCAAGGAGGCCGGUAUUGGUGCUCUUCCUUCAAUCGUCAACGCCUGCAUUCUUAUCUCUGCCUGGUCCGCAGGCAAUUCCUAUUGCUGGGUCGGAUCCCGCAUGAUCUUGGCCAUGACUACGGAUCGCCAGUUGCCACAAUUCUUCGGGCGCACCUGGAGUAACGGCGUUCCUUGGGUAGCAGUGAUCGCUUCCUGGCUUUUUGGCCCUCUUGCCUACCUGAGUCUUGGCAGUGGCGGCGCAUCACAAGCCUUCGAUUGGCUGAUGAGCUUGAGUACCGUGGCUGGAUUGAUCGCAUGGGCAACUUUGUGUUUCUGCUACAUUCGGUUCUACGCUGCGAUGAAGGCCCAGAAGAUCAGCCGAGAGACUCUGCCUUGGAAGAGCCCGUUCCAGCCAUUCACAGCCUGGUAUGGGUUCGUGGGCGCUACAAUAAUCACACUGGUCACCGGUUUCCCUGUCUUCUUGAAAGGCAAUUGGAGUACAGCCGACUUCAUAGCAUCAUACGUUGGCAUUCCCAUCUUCAUUGUGCCUAUCAUCAUCUGGAAGAUAGUCUACAAGACGAAGUUCGCGCGUGCAAAGACUAUUGAUCUUUGGUCUGGACGCCUGCAAUGAGCUGAGAAUCUGAAAUUACCAACGACUUAAUAAGUAACAAAAAAGAAAACGAGUCUGAGCAAUCGGCACUCGGGUGAACGCUACCUAGAAACCUGCAGACGAAGCUUGUACGGUAAAGCGAAAGCUUAGAAGCAGUAGAUGCUUUGGAGCGAGCAAGGUGCAUGCGGAGCUACCAAUCAAGGCUCGUGAAGCUUCGGCUGUGGCUGGUGUUCGGUCGAUAAGAUUGGCUACUCGC
Boeremia exigua is the source of this 2026-nucleotide messenger RNA. Its product is annotated as amino acid permease-like protein. The record is from RefSeq and is a predicted model, not a curated record. Gene Ontology annotation, cellular component: membrane. Lineage: Eukaryota; Fungi; Ascomycota; Dothideomycetes; Pleosporales; Didymellaceae. Gene Ontology annotation, biological process: amino acid transmembrane transport. Gene Ontology annotation, molecular function: amino acid transmembrane transporter activity. The transcript is spliced from 3 exons. Bases 229 to 1791 code for a protein of 520 amino acids.